AUGUCAAAUCAUAGAAUUCCAGCACCACUUAUACGUCGACCCUUGCCAUUAUUAAACAUGCGAUUUAACCCAGAUAACACCGGCGAUUCGCCAAGAAGUACCCCCACACUUAGAGAAAUUAGAUCAAUUGUUUCAAAAAUCACAAACUACGCAGAUGUACACACAGAUACCUUAACAAGAUUUUCAAACUUUUUGACAAACCCUGACAUGUCUUUAACUGAAGGGUGGAAUUACAAUUUAAUUAUUCGUAAACUUGCAACCUUAAUGACAAGAAGGACACCACCUCCUCAAUUAUCAGAUUUAUCAGCUUAUAGUGCAGAAAUCGACAUUGUGACCCUACAAGCAAUAUUUGAAAUAGCAGAUUCUGACAAUUCUAACAUAAAACGGAUAACAAUGGCUUGUAGAUGUAUGUGUAAUUUAACAACUCUGUUGGAUAAUAAUGCUGAAAAACAUAUUGGUAAUGCGGUGAGAGAAGUUGCCAUUCCAAAUUUAUGUCAAUUAAUUAAAGAGACACCCUUAUCAAAUGAUUUGGAUUAUUUAAAUGAUAUCAUAGCGGCUUUAGUGCAAUUUUCUAUACCAAAUAGAGUUAAUUGUGUCGAGUUGAUUUUAAAAUCAGAUAUCAUUCAACAUAUAAUGCAAAAUAUAUUUCCAUUCAUGUCUGACAGUGACCGAGCAUUACCAAUUUGGUUGAUGGCAAAUUGUUGCAGAAACUCUAGAAAUCUUCCCAAGAAUAGUGUUGAUAUGUUAAAAGAUUUAACUAUAAAUAAUCAAGAGCUCAUGGCAAUAUUUUUAAAUAAUGAAAAAGACGUUGUUUUACAUCAAGCUAGUAUUUGUAUAACUUAUAUGAUUAAUCAUGAUUUUGAGGAAAAUAUGCCUAAAAUUACUGUGAUAGCUACUAAAUUACCUGAAAUAAUGAAAAAAAUUUUUGAUAAUGGAAUUUCCAAGGCUAUAUUUAUGUCAAUAAUCAAUAAGGAUGUUAAUGAAAUCAUUGGUGGAGACGGAGAUCAAAUUUCAUCAAGUGAGAUAGUUGAAAAAGUUGAAAAUUUUAUUGGAGAAAAUUUUUGUUAUUAUAAUCACGAUGACAAUUUUUAUUCUGCAAUUUUCGGGUUACUAUUGAAUUUGUUUCCUGAAUAUAAGCAUGAACCUUAUGAAAAACCUCCGCAUCCAUUUGGUAUUAAUGUAACUGAAUUUAUAAAUCCUGACCUUUUAAAAUCUCAAACAUCAAUACCAACACCCGAAGAUUUUACACAAUCAACCGACGAGAAGAAUUUAUUAGAAGUUGAAUCAUCAUUUAAAACAAUUAAAGUUGGUCCUCAAACCGAUUAUAAACAAAAAAAAGUGGACGAGACUUUAAAUUCGAUGAUGGUAGAUUCUAUAACAGAAACAUCAUCAUCUUAUGUUGAAGAUACAACUAGUAUCGAGGAUACAUAUAGUGAAACUAUUAUAGACCCAGUAAAUGAUGAUGAAAAAGAAACCAUUGAUCAAUUCGGUGACUACUGGGCAAAUUGCAAACUUCAAGAUGAUAAAUUUAUUAAAGCACAAAACCUAUUUGCUGCAUCAUUAUUACCAAUACUAUUAAAGUGUUUUAGUAACACAUCAGACGUGCAAUUGCGCAUUAAACUUUCCAUAUUGAUUUAUUCUUUUGUAAAAUAUAUAAAGCCUGAUAUAAUGAUUGAGGUGUUAUUGAAAUCUGAUUUACCUACAAAAUUGGCAUUGAUGUGUUCAAAUCAUAAUUCAAUACAUCCAAAAUAUGAAAUACCAACAAAGGAUAUUGAAGAAUGGGUCAAAGAAUGGGAAAAAAAGGAUUUCCUAAAUUACUUUAAGUUUACAGAUAAACGAGGUCUUCUUACAAAAGAUAUGCAAAGAUCCGUAAAAAUCCAGAGAUUAAUAAUAUAUUACAAGUAUUAUAAAAAGCAGGAGGAUUUCAGUGAACAAAAUAUUACCGAAAAGAUGUUGGAAAACUAUCAAUUAGGAAAGAUAAAGAUCAAAAAAAAUAAUUUUACAAGGGAAAAUAAUCUUAUUCAAGAGAUUGGGUUUAGGAUUUAUGAUCAUUGCAUGGAGUUUUUUGAAGAAGAACACCCAGGUAUAUUAACUGCUUUUGAUCAGGGGUUUACUUUUCAGGAAGUGGAAUAUACAACACGACAAUUAUAUCAUGAAUUAUAUUUUUCCACAAAAAAAAAAGAAUCCAAUUAA
This is a messenger RNA of Entrophospora candida, 2193 nucleotides long. NCBI's taxonomy places the organism in Eukaryota, Fungi, Glomeromycota, Glomeromycetes, Entrophosporales, Entrophosporaceae. The record is from the annotation of a GenBank genome assembly.